Messenger RNA from Coregonus sp. 'balchen', 16638 nucleotides. The record is from the annotation of a GenBank genome assembly. Lineage: Eukaryota; Metazoa; Chordata; Actinopteri; Salmoniformes; Salmonidae.
AUGUGCUGCUUCUCUGUCGGCUUAUCGGUCAGGCCGUCUGCUUCUCUGUCGGCUUAACGGUCAGGCGCUCUGCUUCUCUGUCGGCUUAUCAGUCAGGUGGUCUGCUUCUCUGUCGGCUUAUCAGUCAGGUGGUCUGCUUCUCUGUCGGCUUAUCAGUCAGGCCUUCUGCUUCUCUGUCGGUUUAACGGUCAGGCCAUCUGCUUAUUCAUUAAGUGAUGCUAUGUUUGUUUUUCCUGGAUUUUAGAGUUUGGGACAAUGUGUUGGAAUACUUUUUUCCCCCAUUGAACGCCUAGGUCCAAUAGCCAUGGUUCGCCACUGGAUUAUGGUAAUUGCUAGUAUUGUGUUAGAGUAAUGUAAUUGUCUCACCGAAGGACUUGGUCCGGGACAUUCCUCGGGGCAGCUGCAUGGUGGCUUUCUCCAGACCCAGGGAAACACCUGGAGGAACAGGCAUGCCCUGCCGCUCAAACAAAGACUGACACACACACAGACACACACACACACACACACACACACACACACACACACACACACACACACACACACACACACACACACAGUGAGAGUAUGCCUGGGAUCACAUGCGUUUUAAAGAGACAGCACCUGUCUGAAUCAGUAGUGAAACGUGACUGAGUGAAUCAGUAGUGAAUUGUGACUGAGUGAAUCAGUAGUGAAUUGUAACUGAGUGAAUCAGUAGUAUAUCGUGAAUCAGUAGUAAAUCAUGAUUGAGUGACUCAGUAGUAUAUCUUGACUGAGUGAAUCAGUAGUAAAUCGUGACUGAGUGAAUCAGUAGUAAAUCAUGACUGAGUGAAUCAGUAGUAAAUCAUGACUGAGUGAAUCAGUAGUAAAUCAUGACUGAGUGAAUCAGUAGUAAAUCAUGACUGAGUGAAUCAGUAGUGAAUCGUGACAGAGUGAAUUGUGACUGACUGAACCAGUAGUGAAUCAUGACUAAGUGAAUCAGUAAUGAAUCGUGAUUGAGUGAAUGGGUAGUGAAUCGUGACUCAUCAGACUUACAUUGAUCUCUUGCUGAGUAAUUCGUCUGCUGGUUGGCCGCUGCUUCACGGUGGCCGUUCUGUAGUCCGCCUCCGAGGGGCGUUUUCUCAUCACCACCUCCUGGGAGCCAGUCAGCAUCUCCUCAAGCUUUUCUGAAAUGCAACAAAGUACACAGUAGAGCGCUACAUAGCACUACACAGUACAACACAGUACAACAGAGUACUACAGAGCGCUACAUAGCGCUACACAGCACUACACAGUACUACACAGUACUACACAGCACUACACAGUACAACACAGUACAACACAGUACUACACAGCACUACACAGUACAACAGAGCGCUACACAGCACUACACAGUAAUACAACCCAGCACUACACAGUACAACAGAGCGCUACACAGCACUACACAGCACUACACAGCACUACACAGUACAACAGAGCACUACACAGCGCUACACAGCACUACACAGUACAACAGAGCGCUACAUAGCACUACAUAGCACUACACAGUACAACAGAGCGCUACACAGCACUACACAGUACAACAGAGCGCUACACAGUACUACACAGUACAACAGAGCGCUACACAGUACUACACAGUACAACAGAGCACUACACAGCACUACACAGUACAACAGAGCGCUACAUAGCACUACACAGUACUACACAGUACUACACAGUACAACAGAGCGCUACAUAGCACUACAUAGCACUACACAGUACUACACAGCACUACACAGUACAACAGAGCGCUACAUAGCACUACAUAGCACUACACAGUACAACACAGUACUACACAGCACUACACAGCACUACACAGUACAACACAAGUACUACACAGUACAACAGAGCGCUACAUAGCACUACACAGUACAACACAGUACAACACAGUACUACACAGUACAACAGAGCGCUACAUAGCACUACACAGUACAACAGAGCACUACACAGCACUACACAGUACAACACAGUACAACAGAGCGCUACAUAGCACUACACAGCACUACACAGUACAACACAGUACUACACAGUACAACAGAGCGCUACAUAGCACUACACAGUACAACACAGUACAACACAGUACUACACAGUACAACAGAGCGCUACAUAGCACUACACAGCACUACACAGUACAACACAGUACUACACAGUACAACAGAGCGCUACAUAGCACUACACAGUACAACACAGUACUACACAGUACUACACAGUACAACAGAGCGCUACAUAGCACUACACAGCACUACACAGUACAACACAGUACUACACAGUACAACAGAGCGCUACAUAGCACUACACAGUACAACACAGUACUACAUAGCACAAAACAGUACAACACAGCACUACACAGUACAACAGAGCGCUACAUAGCACUACACAGUACAACACAGUACUACAUAGCACAAAACAGUACAACAGAGUACUACACAGUACAACAGAGUGCUACAUAGCCCUACACAGUACAGCAGAGCGCUACAUAGCACUACACAGCACUACACAGUACAACAGAGCGCUACACAGCACUACACAGCACUACACACUACAACACAGUACUACAUAGCACAAAACAGUACAACACAGUACUACAUAGUAAUACAACCCAGUACUACAUAGCACUACACAGUACUACAAAGUACUACACAGCACUACACAGCACUACACACUACAACACAGUACUACAUAGCACAAAACAGUACAACACAGUACUACGUAGUAAUACAACACAGUACUACAUAGCACUACACAGUACUACAAAGUACUACACAGCACUACACAGCACUACACACUACAACACAGUACUACAUAACACAAAACAGUACAACACAGUACUACAUAGUAAUACAACCCAGUACUACAUAGCACUACACAGUACUACAAAGUACUACACAGCACUACACACUACAACACAGUACUACAUAGCACUACACUGUAAAACACAGUACUACAUAGCACUACAACACAGUACAACAGAGUACUAAAUACUACAUAGCACUACAACACAGUACAACAGAGUACUAAAUGGCACUACAACACAGUACAACAGAGUUCUAAAUGGCACUACAACACAGUACAACAGAGUACUAAAUGGCACUACAACACAGUACUACAUAGCACUACACAGUACAAGAUAGUACUACACAGAACUGCAACACAGUACUACAUAGCACAACACAGUACAGCACAGUACUACAUAGCACUACAACACAGUACAACAUAGCACUACAACAUAACACUACUACAUAGCACUACAACACAGUACUACCCAACACAAUACUACAUAGCACUACAACACAGUACUACAUAGCACUACAACACAGUACAACAUAACACUACUACAUAGCACUACAACACAGUACAACACAGUACUACCCAACACAGUACUACAUAGCACUACAACACAGUACUAUCCAACACAGAACUCAACACUACACAACCUUAUUAAAAAGUGGAUCUUAUUAAAUACAGUGAGGGGAAAAAGUAUUUGAUCCCCUGCUGAUUUUGUACGUUUGCUCACUGACAAAGAAAUGGUCAGGCUAUAAUUUUAAUGGUAGGUUAAUUUGAACAGUGAGAGACAGAAUAACAACAUCAACAUCCAGAAAAACGCAUGUCAAAAAUGUUAUAAAUUGAUUUGCAUUUUAAUGAGGGAAAUAAGUAUUUGACCCCCUCUCAAUCAGAAAGAUUUCUGGCUCCCAGGUGUCUUUUAUACAGGUAACGAGCUGAGAUUAGGAGCACACUCUUAAAGGGAGUGCUCCUAAUCUCAGUUUGUUACCUGUAUAAAAGACACCUGUCCACAGAAGCAAUCAAUCAAUCAGAUUCUCUCCACCAUGGCCAAGACCAAAGAGCUCUCCAAGGAUGUCAGGGACAAGAUUGUAGACCUACACAAGGCUGGAAUGGGCUACAAGACCAUCGCCAAGCAGCUUGGUGAGAAGGUGACAACAUUUUAACAUUUUAGUCAUUUAGCAGACGCUCUUAUCCAGAGCGACUUACAGUUAGUGAGUGCAUACAUUAUUUUGUUUAUUUUUCAUGCUGGCCCCCCGUGGGAAAUGAACCCACAACCCUGGCGUUGCAAACGCCAUGCUCUACCAACUGAGCUACAUCCCUGCCAGCCAUUCCCUCCCCUACCCUGAACGACACAAUUGUGCGCCGCCCCAUGGGUCUCCCGGUCGCGGCCGGCUACGACAGAGCCUGGAUAGCCUGAUCAUGUCUUUGUCAGUGGGCAAACGUACAAAAUCAGCAGGGGAUCAAAUACUUUUUUCCCUCACUGUAUCAUAUGCAGCACAACAACAGAUCACAUGAUACAAUUCCAACACACACUCACCCCCUCGUCUCCUCCUGGCAGAGGCUUACAGGAGAAAGUACAGAUCAGGUUACUCACACUGUGUGUGUGUGUGUGUGUUUGUGUGUGUGUGUGUGUGUGUGUGUGUGUGUGUGUGUGUGUGUGUGUGUCUGUGUGUGUCUGUGUGUGUGUGUGUGUGUGUGUGUGUGUGUGUGUGUGUGUCUGUGUGUGUGUGUGUGUGUGUGUGUGUGUGUGUGUGUGUGUGUGUGUGUGUGUGUGUGUGUGUGUGUGUGUGUGUGUGUGUGUGUGUGUGUGUGUGUGUGUGUGUGUGUGUCUCUCUCCUACCUAUCUCUUCCAGUUCAGCAGUCAUGGAUUUGGAGCGCAGUGUGAGCGACGUGCUGGGUGCUCUCUUAGGCGGGGGAGGUGCUGUUGGGGGAUGUCAGCCAAUCAAAUCACUCACAGCAUGACAAAAAUCCAUCCAAUCACCUUUAUCACAGAAAUCCACACAGAAACACACACACACACUUUGUCCCGUACCUUUCUUACGGACUAAGUCCGACUCAGGUUUGCGUGUGACUGAAACCACCUUCAUCAGCAGCUGACUUCCUCCCUGACGGAUCAACGACACCACCUGUCUGUGACCCACCUUCACCACAUCACUACCAUUCACCUGACACACACACACACACACACAACCUGUUAAUUCACCAUUCAACCACUGGCCAUUGUAUUUAUGGAAUGUACUUUGCGUCUGUAUUUAAUUGUGUGUGUGCCAUAAACAUGUAUAGAGGACUCUAGUGCCCAAAAGCCCAUUUAGCACGGGCAUUCCAAUGAGGACUUUCACCAUUUUAGCAUGGGCAUUCCAAUGAGGACUUUCACCAUUUUGAAGUAGUCAACUGGGUAAAUCACCAACCUUGGCUUUAUACCAGUUCAGACAAUACACAACUAAUCUUCUCCUUUCCCCCUUCUGAUAACCAGGUGGCGAAUCGCAUCUCUGCAUGUCUGGCAGACAUAUCAGUAUGGAUGACGGAUCACCACCUCAAGCUGAACCCUGGCAAGACGGAGCUGCUCUUCCUCCCGGGGAAGGACUGCCCGUUCCAUGAUCUCGCCAUCACGGUUGACAACUCCGCUGUGUCCUCCUCCCAGAGUGCGAAGAGCCUAGGCGUGACCCUGGACAACACCCUGUCGUUCUCCGCCAACAUCAAGGCGGUGACCCGCUCCUGCAGGUUCAUGCUCUACAACAUUCGGAGAGUACGACCCUGCCUUACACAGGAAGCGGCACAGGUCCUGGUCCAGGCGCUUGUCAUCUCCCGUCUGGACUACUGCAACUCGCUGUUGGCUGGCCUCCCUGCCUGUGCCAUUAAACCCCUACAACUCAUCCAGAAUGCCGCAGCCCGUCUGGUGUUCAACCUUCCCAAGUUCUCUCACGUCACCCCCCUCCUCCGCACACUCCACUGGCUUCCAGUUGAAGCUUGCAUCCGCUACAAGACCAUGGUGCUUGCCUAUGGAGCAGUGAGGGGAACGGCACCUCUGUACCUUCAGGCUCUGAUCAGUCCCUACACCCAAACGAGAGUAUUGCGCUCAUCCACCUCUGGCCUGCUGGCUCCCCUUCCUCUGCGGAAGCAUAGUUCCCGCUCAGCCCAGUCAAAACUGUUCGCUGCUCUGGCACCCCAAUGGUGGAACAAGCUCCCUCACGACGCCAGGACAGCGGAGUCACUCACCACCUUCCGGAGACAUUUGAAACCCCACCUCUUUAAGGAAUACCUGGGAUAGGAUAAAGGAAUCCUUCUACCCCCCCCCCCCCCCCCCCCAAUUGUAAAGUGGUUAUCCCACUGGCUAUAGGGUGAACGCACCAAUUUGUGAGUCGCUCUGGCUAAGAGCGUCUGCUAAAUGACGUUAAUGUGCCCUUGAGCAAGGCACUUAACCCUAAUUGCUCCUGUAAGUCGCUCUGGAUAAGAGCGUCUGCUAAAUGACUAAAAUGUAUGUAAAAUGUAAAUGUAAACACCCUCCAGGGGGCAGUAAAUCACCAACCUUGGCUUUAUACCUGUUCAGACAACACCCUCCAGGGGGCAGUAAAUCACCAACCUUGGCUUUAUACCAGUUCAGACAACACCCUCCAGGGGGCAGUACGCACCCUAUCAGUUUGUUUACCAACAUAGAAGUAGUAGAACAUGAAAAUUGACUACUUCAAAAUGGAGAUGGUCUCAAUGGCACUGUCGUGCACUCACAGACGCCAUAACGCAACAGAUACAACGUUGUGAUCUCUAUACAUCUCUAUGGUGUGUAUAAUACAACAGAUACAACGUUGGGAUCUCUAUACAUCUCUAUGGUGUGUGUUUACCUCAAUGAGGAAGUCCCCAGUGCGUAGCCCUGCCCUCCAGGCCACGCCCUCCAGGUCAACAGACUCCAGGUACUGCAGCGCUGGGAACGCUGGGGUCGGAGCAAACUCCUCUAUAGGGGUCUCCGCUACACACACAACAUGGAUUAUAGAUACAUUCUCCUAACCCUAACCCUGGGAACGCUGGGGUCGGAGCAAACUCCUCUAUAGGGGUCUCCGCUACACACACAACAUGGAUUAUAGAUACAUUCUCCUAACCCUAACCCUAACCCUGGGAACGCUGGGGUCGGAGCAAACUCCUCUAUAGGGGUCUCCGCUACACACACAACAUGGAUUAUAGAUACAUUCUCCUAACCCUAACCCUGGGAACGCUGGGGUCGGAGCAAACUCCUCUAUAGGGGUCUCCGCUACACACACAAAAUGGAUUAUAGAUACAUUCUCCUAACCCUAACCCUAGAUCCAUUCUCCUAACCCUAGAUCCAUUCUCCUAACCCUAACCCUAACCCUAGAUACAUUCUCCUAACCCUAACCCUAGAUCCAUUCUCCUAACCCUAACCCUAGAUCCAUUCUCCUAACCCUAACCCUAGAUCCAUUCUCCUAACCCUAACCCUAACCCUAGAUCCAUUCUCCUAACCCUAACCCUAGAUCCAUUCUCCUAACCCUAGAUCCAUUCUCCUAACCCUAGAUCCAUUCUCCUAACCCUAGAUCCAUUCCAACCCUCUUUACCUUUAGCUCCUCGGAGGACGAAGCCAAAUCCUUCACUGUCUCUCUUCUGUAGCACAGAACUCUUCUCCUCGAUGACAUAAUCACUGAGGUCAGAGGGCAAGGAUCAGUGAUACAAUAGAAGCGGACUUACAAUACCUGUGUGUGUGUGUGCGUGUGCGUGUGUACACAAGUUACCUGUAGGAAGUGUAGUUGUCAUAGGAACCCACGGUGUAAUGUCUGAAAAGCCUCUUGGUGCGAUCCUCUCGUGUUUCUACAUACACCAGCCAACACACACGCACACAAAUCACACACACUGCAGUCAAGAGACAUGUCCUCAUUCUCUGAAACAUGUCCCCCUCCAUUAGAGGGGGUAGGUGUGUUAGAGGACCUGCUAUAGGCUAAGCAGAACACACAUUAUGCUGUGUGUGGGGGUUGGUUUUUCUGUCCCCACAAAGACAGUAAAACAAGGAACAUUCUCUCUGGUGGGGACACUUCCCACGUCCCCAUGAGGACAAAGGCUUAGGGGUUAGGUUUAGGGAUACAAUUAGGGUCAGGGUUAGAAUUAGGGUUAUGGUCAGGGUUAGAAUUAGGGUUUGGAGUUAGGAUUUUGAAUGGAAAUUAAAGUAGGAUUUUGAAAAUAAAUCAAUUUGAGGUCCUCACGAGGAGAGAACAAAAAGUGUGUGUGGGUUACCUAGGCGUGGGUCGUACUGUCUCAUCUGGACCUCUUCAACACAGUCAGCAGGAAACCAGCCGGUCCGUCCUUUAACUGAGCCCUCCCAGAACCCUCCUUCUCCUAUACUCAGCACUGUAACAAUAUCAUAUAUUAAUAUAGGAACACAGUUGAAGUCGGAAGUUUACAUACAUCUUAGCCAAAUACAUUUAAACUCAGUUUUUCACAAUUCCUGACAUUUAAUCCUAGUAAACAUCCCCUGUCUUAGGUCAGUUAGGAUCACCACUUUAUUUUAAGAAUGUGAAAUGUCAGAAUAAUUAUGAAUUAUUUCAGCUUUUAUUUCUUUCAUCAUAUUCCCAGUGGGUCAGAAGUUUACAUACACUCAAUCAGUAUUUGGUAGCAUUGCCUUUAAAUUAUUUAACUUGGGUCAAACGUUUUGUGUAGCCUUCCACAAGCUUCCCACAAUAAGUUGGGUGAAUUUUGGCCCAUUCCUCCUGACAGAGCUGGUGUAACUGAAUCAGGUUUGUAGGCCUCCUUGCUCGCACACGCUUUUUCAGUUCUGCCCACAAAUUUUCUGUAGGAUUGAGGUCAGGGCUUUGUGAUGGCCACUCCAAUACGUUGACUUUGUUGACCAUAAGCCAUUUUGCCACAACUUUGGAAGUAUGCUUGGGGUCAUUGUCCAUUUGGAAGACCCAUUUGUGACCAAACUUUAACUUCCUGACUGAUGUCUUGAAAUGUUGCUUCAAUAUAUCCACAUAAUUUUCCUUCCUCAUGAUGGCAUCUAUUUUGUGAAGUGCACCAGUCCCUCCUGCAGCAAAGCACCCCCACAGCAUGAUGCUGCCACCCCCGUGCUUCACGGUUGGGAUGGUGUUCUUCGGCUUGCAAGCAGCCCCCUUUUUCCUCCAAACAUAACGAUGGUCAUUAUGGGCAAACUAUUUUUGUUUCAUCAGACCAGAGAAUCUUGUUUCUCAUGGUCUGAGUCCAUUAGGUGCCUUUUGGCAAACUCCAAACGGGCUGUCAUGUGCCUUUUACUGAGGAGUGGCUUCCGUCUGGCCACUCUACCAUAAAGGCCGGAUUGGUGGAGUGCUGCAGAGAUGGUUGUCCUUCUGGAACGUUCUCCCAUCUCCACAAAGGAACUGGAGGUCGGUUCUUGGUCACCUUGACAGAGCUCCAGAGUUCCUCUGUGGAGAUGGGAGAACCUUCCAGGACAACCAUCUCCCCCAAUUGCUCAGUUUGACCGGACGGCCAGCUCUAGGAAGAGUCUUGGUGGUUCCAAACUUCUUCCAUUUAAGAAUGAUGGAGGCCACUGUGUUCUUCGGGAUCUUCAAUGCUGAAGAAAUGUUUUGGUACCCUUCCUCAGAUCUGUGCCUCGACACAAUCCUGUCUCGGAGUUCUACGGACAAUUCCUUCGACAUCAUGGCUUGGUUUUUGCUCUGACACGCACUGUCAACUGUGGGACCUUACAUAGACAGGUGUGUGCCUUUCCAAAUCAGGUCCAAUCAAUUGAAUUUACGACAGGUGGACUCCAAUCAAGUUGUAGAAACAGCUCAAGGUUGAUCAAUGGAACAGGAUGCACAUGAGCUCAAUUUUUUGUCUCAUAGUAAAGGGUCUGAAUACUUAUGUAAAUAAGGUAUUUCUGUUUUUAAUUUUUUAUAAAUGUGCAACUUUUUCCAAAAACCUGUUUUUGCUUUGUAAUUAUGGGGCAUUGUGUGUAUAUUGAUGAUUGAAAAAAAUGAUUUCAUCCAUUUUAGAAUAAGGCUGUAACGUAAAUAAAUGUGUACAGUCAAAGGGUCUGAAUACUUUCCGAAUGCACUGUAUAUACAUAAUACAUAACAAUAUACUAACUUAGCAUUGUACCAAUACAACAUAUUAAUAUAGGAAUAUAUACAUAACAAUAUACUAACUUAGCAUUGUACCAAUACAACAUAUUGAUAUAGGAAUAUAUACAUAAUACUAUACUAUACUAACUAUAGCAACCCCCCCUUCUCCUAUAAUCAGCACUGAACAAUAUAACAUAUUCAUAUAUUAAUAUAGGAAUGUUGGUUCCCCUAACCCUGUCUUUUGGUCCCUGUUGUUGGCCCUUUAACCCCUUUGUUGGUUCCCUUAACCCUGUCUUUUGUUCCAAAACCCCGUCUUUUGGUUUCCCUUUAAACCCUUUUUUGGUUCCUCAAAACCCUGUCUUUUGGGUUCCCUUAAACCCCGUCUGUGGUUUCCCUCUGCGCCCUCAACCCUGUUUGGGGUUUUCCUCAAACCCUUUUUGGGUUUUUUCCUCUAACCCGUUUUUGGGUUUCCUCAAACCUGUUGGGGUUUUCCCUAUUUUUGGGUUCCCAACCCUGCUUUGGUUCCCUUCUUUUGGGUUUCCUGUUGUUGGUCCUUAACCCUUCUUGGGUUCCUCAACCCUGUUUUGGUUCCUGUCUUUGGUUCCUUUAACCCUGUCUGUUGGUUCCCUGUCUUUUGGUUCCUCAACCUGUCUGUUGGUUCCUUAACCCUGUCGUUUUUCCCUGUCUGUUGGUUCCACAAAACCUGUCUGUUGGUUCCCUGUCUGUGGUUUCCCUUACCCGUCUGUUGGUUCCAAAACCCCGUCUUUUGGUUUUCCUUAACCCUGUCUGUGGUUCCUCUAACCCCGGGUUUUGGGUUCCCUCUAAAAAACCCUUUUUUGGUUUCCCUCUAACCCUUUUGUUGGUUCUCCCCCCUGUCUUUUGGUUCCUCAAACCCCGUCUGUGGUUCCCGCUUUUGGUUCCUCAACCUGUCUGUUGGUUCCCUUUUUUGGGUUUCCCAACCCCGUCUGCGGGUUCCCUUUAAAACCCUGUCGGGGGUUUCCCCUGUCGUUGGUUCCUCAAAACCCUGUCGGGGUUUUCCCUGUCGUUUUCCCUCUAACCCUGUGUUGGUUCCUUAAACCUGUCUUUUGGUUCCCCUAACCCUGUCGUGGUUCCCGUCUUUUGGGUUUCCUCAACCCGCUUUUUGGUUCCCAAACCCGUAUUUUGGUUUCCUUAACCCUGUUGGGGUUUCCUCUAACCUGUCGUUGGUUUCCCUUUAAACCCUGUCUGUUUGGUUCCUCCCCUGUCCGGGUUUUCCCUUUUGUUGGUUCCUCAAAACCCUGUCUGUUGGUUCCUCAAACCCGUUUUGGUUUCCUUAACCUGUUUUUUGGUUCCCUGUCUCUGGUUCCUCUACCCGUUUUUUGGUUUCCUCAAAACCCUGUCUUUUGGGUUCCUUAAAACCCCUGUCUUUUGGGUUUUCCUCAACCCUGUUGGGGUUCCCUGUCUUUUGGUUCCUAACCCUGUCUUUUUGGUUUCCCUUUCAACCCGUUUGUUGGGUUUCCUAAAAACCCUGUUGUGGUUCCUGUCGUUGUUCCUCAACCCUGUUUUUUGGUUUCCCUUCCCCCCCUGUUGUUGGUCCCUGUGUUGGUUCCUUAACCUUCUUUGGGUUUCCUGUUGUUGGUUUCCUUAACCCUGUCGCUGGUUCCUUAACCCUGUUGGGUUCCUCAACCCCUGUCUGGGGGUUUCCCUGCUUUUGGUUUUCCCUUUUUGUGGUUCCUCUAACCCGUCUGCGGGUUCCUUCGUUGGUUUUCUCAAAACCUGUCUUUUGGUUCUCUAACCCUUUCUGUGGUUCCUCAAACCCCGUUUUUGGUUCCCUCAAACCCCUGCUUUUUGGUUUCCCCCUUUUUUUUGGGUUCCUUAACCCUGUCUGUUGGCCCCUGUUUUUGGUUCCCUUUAAACCCUUUUUGGUUCCUUAACCCGUCUGUUGGUUCCCUGUUUUUGGUUUCCCAAACCCUGUCUGGGGUUUUCCUCAAACCCUGUUGUGGUUUCCCCCUAACCCUGUCUGUUGGUUCUCAACCGUCUGUUGGUUCCCUGUUGGGUUCCUCUAACCCGUCGGGUUCCCUAACCCGUUUUUUCCCCCUAACCCUGUUUUUGGUUCCCUGUCUUUUGGGGUUCCUCAAAACCCUGUUGCGGGUUUUCCUCAACCCUGUCUUUUGGCCCCGUUGUUGGUUCCUCAACCCCUGUCUUUUGGGUUUCCUCUAACCCUGUUGUUGGUUUCCCCCAACCCCGUUGUUGGUUUCCAGUUGUUGUUUCCUAAACCCUGUCUUUUGGUUUCCCCCAACCCCGGUUGUUUUUUCCCUGUCUUUUGGUUCCUCAAACCCCUUUUGCGGUUCCGUUUUGGGGCCUUAAACCCGCUGUUUUUUUUCCCUGUCUGUUGGUUCCUCAAACCCCGUUGUUGGUUCUUAACCCCGUCUUUUGGUUCCCCCUAACCCUUUGUUUUUCCCCUGUCUGGGGUUCCUCAACCCUGUUUUUUCCCCCCGUCUGUUUUUUCCUCUAACCCUGCUUUUGGUUUCCCCUUUUGUUUUUUUCAAUACCCGUUUUUUUUGGUUCCUCAACCCUGUUGUUGGUUCCCAAAACCCUGUUGUUGGUUUCCCUCUAACCCGUCUGUUGGCCCCUGUUGUUGGCCUCUAACCCUUUUGUUGGUUCCUCAACCCUGUCUGUUGGUUCCCAAAACCCGUUUUUGGUUUUCCCGUCGUUGGUUCCUCUAACCCGUUGCGGGUUCCCUCUAACCCGUUCCGGGUUCUCUAACCUGCUUUUGGGUUCCCUCUAACCUGCUUUGGUUCCCUGUCUGUUGGUUCCUUAACCCUGUUUGGGUUCCUCAAACCCCUUUUGUUGGUUCCUCAAACCCCGUCUGUUGGCCCCUUCUUUUGGUUCCUCUAACCCUGUCUGUUGGUUCCCUUAAAACCCUGUUGUUGGUUCCCCUAACCCGUCUUUUGGUUCCCUGCUUUUUGUUCUCAAAAACCCCUGUCUGUGGUUCCCCAAACCCUUUUAUUUGGCCCUUAAAACCCGUCUGUUUUCCCUGUCUUUUGGGUUUCCCUCAAACCCUGUUUUGGGUUUUUUUUAACCCGUUUUUGGGUUCCUGUUGUUGGGUUUCCUCUAACCUGUUUUUGGGUUUCUAACCCUGCUGCGGGUUCCUUUAAACCCCUGUCUUUGGGUUCCCGUCUUUUUGGUUCCUUUAACCCGUUUUUGGGUUCCUCAACCCUGUUGUGGUUCCUAACCCCGUCUGUUGGUUCCCUGUCGUUUUUUCCUCUAACCCUGUUGUUGGGUCCCCAACCCCCUUGGGUUGGUCCCAAACCCUGUCUUUUGGUCCCUGUUGUGGUUUCCCUCAAACCCCGUCUUUUGGGUUUUCCUCUAACCGUCUGUUGGCCCCCCGUCUUUUGGUUCCCUCAACCCUGUCUUUGGGUUCCUCUAACCCUGUUGUGGUUCCUCAAAACCGUUUUUGGUUUUUUCCCUUUUGUUUUCCCUUAACCGUCCUUUUCCCUCUAACCCCUGUCGCUGGCCUCAAACCCCGUCUUUUUGGUUUCCCCCUUCGUUGGGUUUCCUCUCCCCCUGUCUUUUGGGUUUUCCUCUCCCCUGUUUUUGUUCCUCUAACCCCCUGUUGCUGGUUCCUCUAACCCUGUCUGUUGGUUUUCCCUGUCUGUUGGUUCCCCUGUUGCGGUUCCUUAACCUGUCUGUUGGUUCCUCAACCCCUUUUGUUUGGCUCCUCAAAACCCUGUUUUUGGGUUUCCCCUCAAACCCCGUUGCUGGUUCCUCAAAACCCUGUCUGCGGUUUUUAAACCUUUGUUGGUUCCCCUGUUUUUGGUUUCCUCAACCCCUUUUUUGGGUUCCUUAACCCUGCUUUUGGGUCCUUAACCCUUCGUUGGUUUCCCUUUAACCCCUGCUUUUGGGUUUCCCCUCAAACCCGUAUGUUGGGCCCUUUAAAACCCUGUUGUGGUUCCCUUAACCCUGUCUGCGGUUCUCUAACCCGGUCGUGGUUCCGCGUGGUUCCCUUAAACCCCUGUUGCUUUUUCCCAAAACCCCUGUCUGUUGGGUUUCCCCUGUUGUUGGGUUCCUCUCCCCCGUCGUUGGUCCUCUAACCCUGUCUGUUGGUUCCCUCUCCCCGUUGGGGUUCCCUACCCUGUCUUUUGGGUUUCCCCUGUUGUUGGUUUCCCCCGGUCUUUUGGUUUCCUCUAACCCGUUUUGUUCCUCUAAAUUCUUUUGGGUUUCCUUUAACCCCUUCUGUUGGUUUUUAACCCCUGUCUGCGGUUCCCCUCCCCUGUCUGUGGUUCCUCAACCCUGUUUUGGUUUCCUCAAACCCCGUCUGUGGUUCCCUGUUUUUGGUUUCCCCUGUGUUGGUUCCCAAACCCCGUCUGUUUUUUCUCUAACCUGUUGUUGGUUUCCCUCUAACCCGCGGGUUCCUCAACCCUGUCUGUUGGUUCCUCAACCCUGUUUUUGGGUCCUCAAACCUGUCGUUGGGUUCCCUAACCUGUCUUUUGGGUUCCUCCCCCCUGUCUGUUGGUCCUCAAAACCUGUCGGGGUUCCUAACCCCUGUUGGUUCCUCAAAACCGUUUUUGGUUCCUCAAACCCGGUUGCUGGGUUCCCUGUUUUGUUCCCCUGUUUUUGGGGUUCCUUAACCCCUGCGUUGGUUCCUCUAACCCGUCUGUGGUUCCUCAACCCCUGUUGUGGUCCCUUAACCUGUUUUUGGGUUUCUAACCCUGUUGUUGGUUCCUCUCCCUGUUGUUGGUUUCCAAACCCCUGUCUUUUGGGUUCCCUUAAACCUUUUGUUGGUUCCCUCUAACCCUGUCUUUUGGGUUUUCCUCAACCCGUCUUUUUCCUUUAAACCCGUUGCGGGUUUUCCUCAACCCUGUCUGUUGGUUCCUUAACCCGGUUGUUGGGUUCCUCUAACCCUGUCUGUUGGCCUUAACCCUGUCUUGGUUUUCUAACCUGUUGUUGGUUUCCUCUAACCCUGUCGCGGUUUCCCGUCUUUUGGGUUUCCCUCAAACCCUUCGGGUUCCCUCAACCCUGUCUUUUGGGUUCCCUUCUUUUUGUUCCUCAAACCCCUGUCUGUUUUUCCUCUAAUGCUGUUGGUUCCUCUAACCGGUCUUUGGCCCCUGUUUUUGGGUUUCCCCUUAACCCGUUCUGUUGGUUCCUCUAACCCUGCUUUUGGUUCCUCAACCCUUCUUUGGUUCCUUAACCCUGUCUGGGGUUUCCCGUUGGGGUUUCCCUCAACCCUUUUGUUGGUUUCUAACCCUGUUGUUUUUUUCCCCCCCUGUCUUUGGUUCCUCAAACCCGUCUUUUGGUUCCCUGUCUGUUGGUUCCUCUAACCCUGUCUUUUGGUUUCCCUUUAAACCCUGUCUUUUGGGUUCCUCAAACCCGUCUUUUGGUUCCUUAACCUUUUUUGGGUUCCUAACCCUGCUUUUGGGUUCCUCUCCCCUGCUGUUGGUUCCUCUAACCCUGUUGUUGGGUUUCCCCUGUCUUUUGGGUUCCCCCUUCCCCCUGUUGUGGUUCCCAACCCUGUUUUUGGUUUCCCCCCAAACCCCUGUCUGUUGGUUCCUCAAACCCGUCGUUGUUCCCUAACCCCUUUUUUGGGUUUCCCUCAAACCCGUCUGUUGGUUCCUCAAAAACCUUUUGUUUUCCCCUUUUUCUGUGGUUCCCUAACCCUGGUUGGUUCCUUAACCCUGUCGUUGGUUCCUUAACCCCAGUCUGGGGUUCCCUUGUUUUUUCCCCUGUUUGGGGUUUCCCUCUAACCGUCUUUUGGUUCUCUAACCCUUCUUUUGGGUUCCUCAAACCCCGUCUUUUGGUUUCCCUUAAACCCUGUUUUUGGGUUUCCUCUAACCUGUUGUUGGUUCCUCUAACCCUGUCUGGGUUCCCUGUCUUUUGGUUUUUAAACCCUGUUGUUUUUCCCUUUAACCGUCUUUGGUUCCUCAAACCCCGUCUUUUGGUUUCCUCAAACCCGUCUGUGGUUCCUCAACCCCUUUUUUUGGUUCCUUAACCCGUUGUUGGUUCCUCUAACCCGUCUUUUGGUUCCCAAAACCCUGUCUUUUGGGUUUUCCCUGUCUGGGGUUUCCUUUAAAGUAUUGGCCGUGGGGGAAGACAUGAGGGAGAGAGAGGAGGAGGUUCCCUUUGACUCUCUCCCCCGAUGCAGGCAUCUCUCCGGUCCCGCGGUUUGGGUGAGGGUGUUGCAUGAACGUUUCCCCGGCACGGCGCUUAAGCCUAAGUUUCCCCCACGCGGCCGGGGUGGGGGGAGAUGGGGGGGACUGGGGUCCCUCUGUACCCUGCCCGGGCUAUACAAAAACCCCCCAAAGGAUCCCAACAUGCAAACAGACAUACACAACAAACAAGACACAGGAGGUGGUUUUCUUUGUUGUCUGCUUUUGUCUGUCGUUGUCGUUGGGGUUGUUAUCUGCAGUCUGUGUCUGUUGUCGUCUGUGUUUUUUUCUUUUCGUCUGGCUUGUGUGUUGUCUGUGGGUGUGUCUACUAUUUUUUUUCUGUUACUUUUGGUGGGCUGUUGUCGUCCUGUCUGUACCUGAGGCGCCGUGUCUGUCUGCAAAGGCUGUGUGUGUCUGUCUGUCUGUCUGUCUGGCUCUGUCUGUCUGUCUGUCUGUGGGUGUGUCUAUCUGUCUGUCUGUCUGUCUGUCUGUCUGUCUGUACCUGAGGCGCCGUGUCUGUCUGCGAAGGCUGUGUGUGUCUGUCCGUCUGUCCGUCUGCCGGUUGGAAGUUUGCGUGUUCUCCAGGCUGUGGAGGGAGGGGCCAGGGGAAGAAGAGGCGGGGCUUUCAAGAGCGUUGUCGCUGGCUGAGCGAAUCAGAUAACGGGGAGAUGACAAGCCACACCCACCAACAUUACUGGCCCCACCCAGAC